Pneumocystis jirovecii RU7 is the source of this 1125-nucleotide messenger RNA. RefSeq names its product deubiquitination module subunit SGF73. The record is from RefSeq and is a predicted model, not a curated record. The transcript is spliced from 6 exons. Gene Ontology annotation, cellular component: SAGA complex. Gene Ontology annotation, biological process: RITS complex assembly; regulatory ncRNA-mediated heterochromatin formation; regulation of transcription by RNA polymerase II. Bases 1 to 1125 code for a protein of 374 amino acids. NCBI's taxonomy places the organism in Eukaryota, Fungi, Ascomycota, Pneumocystomycetes, Pneumocystales, Pneumocystaceae.
AUGUCAGAUAAAGAGAAUAAUGCACUUUGGUCGCCAGUGGUUUCUGCUUUAUUUUCUGAAAAAUCUCUUUCUUUGUUUGAUGAAAAGGCCAAGAAAUUAUCAGUUAAGCUUUAUAACAAAGACAAAGAUUGGAAGGAAAAUGGACAAUAUUUCUUUGAAAUUGCAGAAGAAUUGGAUAAAGAAGAACCAAUGGCAUUAUGGCGUGAAUUGAAUCCAGAUACACCUGGUUCGCCAAUAACAACAAUUUUGGACAUAGAUGAAUUUGAAAAAUAUGGAUAUAAUCCUCUUUCUGAAACAAUGAAAUAUAUUCAUUGUAAAAAAUGUGGAAGAGUGGUUUUACAGACGGUUUUUUAUAAACAUGAAAAGAUUUGUAAUCAAUUGCAAGAUAAUGAUGUAACGGUGUUGAAAAAGGGUUAUGGAAAAAAUGAAAGAGAUUUGCAAAAUACAUCUAUUAAACGAUUUAAAAAAAGACUUCAUUUUGAUGCUGAUUCGGAUUCUUCUAUUCUAGAUGGUCUACAAAGAGCUUCAAAAAUCAGUAAAUAUGAUUACAAAAAUAAAAGUGAACUUAAGAAGCUCAAAUCAAAAAAUAUUCUAACUAAACAAAAAAACUCUAUUGAUUUAGAAAAGCAAUGUGGUGUUCUUCUUCCAAACGGCAAUUUAUGUUCCCGCUCUCUUACAUGUAAAUCACAUUCCAUGGGGGCUAAGCGUGCUGUUCCAGGUAGAUCGCAGCCUUACGAUAUUCUUUUGGCUCAUUAUCAAAAGAAAAACCAAAUUAAACAACAAAAAGCUGCAACAAUUUCUUCUGUUUUUGACGAAUAUGCGUCUGAUACAAAACAAGUCGAUUCUGAAGAAGAAGUUGCUUUAGUAAUGGAAUCUAUUUUGUCUAGUUCUGCUUGUCCAUUGGAGAGGAAAAUUAUGGUUCCAGUACGUAUAAAGCGUCGUUUUUUUCGUUUUCAAGAAAUGUUUUCGACUGUCUUCUCUCAAGACCAAUGGCCCGGGAAAAUUAAAGACCAAUGGUCUGAGAAAACUCAUGAUUCUACUGAUGAUUGUUCUGAAAAUGUUAUCCCAUUUCAUGUUAAUUCAGAUUGGAUUCCUGAUGAAAACAGCCAGUCAUCUGUAUCUUGA